Messenger RNA from Ustilaginoidea virens, 708 nucleotides. RefSeq lists its product as uncharacterized. The coding region runs from base 1 to 708 and encodes 235 amino acids. The transcript has 2 exons. The record is from RefSeq and is a predicted model, not a curated record. Lineage: Eukaryota; Fungi; Ascomycota; Sordariomycetes; Hypocreales; Clavicipitaceae.
AUGAAGGUUAUCGUGACUGGCGCAACCGGCCGUGCCGGACGGGAAGCAGUCCACUGCUGCCUCGACAAUGACCGCAUCACCAAAGUCAUCAUACUUACCAGGACAGCAGUGUCUGGGGAUAUCGAAAGCCAUCCCAAAGUAGACCUUGUCAUGCAUCAAGAUUUUACGCAGUACUCGGACUAUUUGAUUCAACGGUUGGAGGGAGCGGAAGCUUGUAUAUGGGCGAUUGGUGUCCGUCCGGAGCAAGCCAAGUCUGAAAAGCUUCUACAGCGCAGUGUUGGUGUCGACUUGCCCAUUGCUUCCGCAAGAGCCUUUUGCCAAAAGCUGUCGCACAAGACGCCCGGUGGGGUGAAAUUCCGCUUUGUGUACUGCAGCCUGAAACACACGGAUAAAAGCAAGAAGACGCUCAUGUUUGCAACGGACACCAGAAGAAUGGCCAAUGACCUGGAGAAGGGAAUCGCCGAGAUUGUCGACGCUCACAAAAGCACCUUUGAGGCUUACGCACUGCGACCGGCAACAUUUGCGAGUGCCGACGGCCCGCAACAAAGACGGACAUCAUCGUCGAGGAAGUUGGUGUCCGGACUUGGGCAUGGCCCAAUGGCAUCUAUCGAGCCAUCGAGAGUUGGCAAGGCCAUGGUCAAGGUCGCAUGCGACGGAUGGAAAGAGACGGCCAUUGAAAAUGAUGUGAUCCUCAAGUUGUCGAACUAA